Molecule: messenger RNA, 1200 nt
Organism: Plodia interpunctella (Indianmeal moth)
Lineage: Eukaryota; Metazoa; Arthropoda; Insecta; Lepidoptera; Pyralidae
Product: D-altritol 5-dehydrogenase-like
Exons: 10
Coding region: 87-1115 (342 amino acids)
Molecular function (GO): oxidoreductase activity; zinc ion binding
Source: RefSeq, a predicted model, not a curated record
UCUGUAAUAACAUAACACGAAGUUAUCUAAGUACAUUUGUGGUAAAGUUAUCUGCGCGGCCGGUUGGUAAAUAGAACAUAUCCAAAAUGGAAGCCGUAGUUUUUGAUGGUAAAUCCCUUACUCUGAAAUACGACAACAAGUACCCGAUGCCGAAGCUGGUGAACGACACUGAUGUCAUCGUCAAGGUGGAAUACUCAGGAGUCUGCGGCACCGACCUUCACAUCAUCCAGGGUGAGUUCCCGGCUCUGAAGGAGCGACCUCUUCCGCUCGGCCACGAGUUCAGCGGGGAGAUCUUCCAAGCUGGUAAGGCAUCCGUCUUCAAGAAAGGCCAGAAAGUCGUCGUCGAUCCUAACAGGGCCUGUAACCUGUGUGACUUCUGUCGGAGCGGCAACUACCAGUACUGCCUGACGGCUGGCAUCAACAGCACCAUUGGCAUCUUCAGGAACGGCGGCUGGGCGCAGUACUGUCUCGCUCCACAAGACCAGGUCUACGCCUUGCCUGACGGCAUUACCACAGAACAAGCUGGCCUAUGCGAGCCAUACUCUUGUGUGGCACAUGGGUUCGACAGAGCAUCUCCACUGAAAGUUGGACAGAAGAUAUUGAUCUCGGGAGCAGGUAUUAUCGGUAACUUAUGGAUCACCACGCUGCACCAUCACGGCCACAGAAACGUGACUGUUUCAGAAAUGAACAAAGCAAGACUGGAAAUCGUCAAAAAUUUAGACACCGGAUACAGACUAGUAACGCCUGAUGUUUUAGCAGCCGAAAAGCCACAAUUUGACGUCAUUGUCGAUUGCACAGGAGUCGGCAAGGUUAUGGAAAUAAACUUCAACUACUUGAGACACGGCGGGAAAUAUAUUAUAUUCGGAUGCUGCCCACCCACGCACCAGGCUUCAGUGAACCCGUUCGUGAUGUACGACAAGGAGCUUACCAUCAUUGGAGUUAAGAUCAAUCCGUUCAGUUUCAAUAACGCUAUUGGCUGGUUGCAGGCUAUGGGCAGCAGAUACCUCGAGUACAGCAAGCUUGGAGUCAAGACUUAUGCCCUCUCGGAGUACCAGAAGGCAUUGGAGGACCUCAAGACAGGAAGCAUUGCUAAAGCUAUCUUCAAGAUCAAAUAAUCUAUUUGAUCUUGAUCUUCUAUCUUAUCUAUAGUUCUUAAGUCUUCUGUUCCGUUAAUAAAUGGUUGUUUAAAUUUGUUUUAAA